AUGUCUCAGCAAAAAGACUGGCUUGCCCGACUGCCGGAUCACCCAAAUGUCCUUGCAACCCGACUUGAGAACCGUCCACUCCAUCUAAGCCACAAUAAACCUCACUUCGAAUCCGGAAAAAUCACAUUCGGAGGGCCCCUCUACUCUUCACAACCGAAGGAUCUCGAAGACGGCUUUAAAAAGAUUACUGGAAGUCUUCAUCUUUUCAAGGCUGCGAGCGAGGAGGAGGUGUGGGAGAUGAUUCGUAGUGAUCCUUAUGCGAAAUUAGGUGUGUGGAACUUGGAUGAGGUGGUGAUUACGCCUAUGAAGGUUUUUGUGAUUGCAAAGUUCGACGAAUUGAGGACCUUGCAGUUUGUGAUUUAG
Messenger RNA from Talaromyces stipitatus ATCC 10500, 363 nucleotides. RefSeq lists its product as uncharacterized. The record is from RefSeq and is a predicted model, not a curated record. The transcript has 2 exons. Lineage: Eukaryota; Fungi; Ascomycota; Eurotiomycetes; Eurotiales; Trichocomaceae. Bases 1 to 363 code for a protein of 120 amino acids.